GAAAAUCUCUUAGUCCUAUGAAUCUGUGACCGUUCCAGUGAUGACAGAUGAUUCAAUCUUAUGAAUGUUUAGAUGAUCGAGAAAGACUGGACACGACUUGUCGAGAUCAAAGUUGRAGGAUAAAGUUACGUUGAGUUUCUCGUCGUGUUGGGUUUAGUGACUUAUAGCGCUUUCAUCAUAUCAUUUGACAUGGCUUCACAACAACARCUCGCUGAAGAAAGCUUUAUGAAUGAGGGGAGUGAUGUUAAAGCCCAGCACAUUCCGCCAUCMCAUCGAGGUCAUGUGCUGGAUAUUGAAGAUCGAGACCCAACUAGAAUGAAUGACCACGUUAAGGUCCUCAUUUUCAACCUUCGUUGGUACUAAGUACUGUUGCUAUCGCUUCUUGACUGCCAUCUUUGGUAUCCCUACUGCCAUCUUGUGCGGUUGUUACUUUGCUUGUCUCAGUUUUGACUACAUCUGGUGCAUAAUGCCGUGUCUUCGAGCGUACCUCAUUGAGCUGCAAUGUCUUGGCAAAGUGUUUACCUUGGUCGUGCGUACGUUCUGUGAUCCAUUGUGUGAUUCUAUCGGAAGGAUUUUUGGCGGCGUGAAGGUCACCCAUUUUAAUCAAAAGACUCCAGAGAUUGCCUAGCCGAUGAUUAUCGUUAGAGUUUUUAUUCUGGCGAUCGCUACAAAUGUAAUACUCAUAAUAAAUUUUCCAUAUUUGAAUUAUACUCAUUAAUUUUCUUUUUUAAGCAUCAGCCGACAGUUCAGAUCAUAUUCUAUGAAAAUCAUUUUCUUAUCAGAGAUAAUAGUCAUAUCAUACAUGUACUAUUUACCAGUUUAUAAUAUUCAUGAAACUCUCAGACAUAAUCUUAUAAUAAAAUGUCACUUGGCAAUUUACACACAAUU
Molecule: messenger RNA, 888 nt
Organism: Exaiptasia diaphana
Lineage: Eukaryota; Metazoa; Cnidaria; Anthozoa; Actiniaria; Aiptasiidae
Product: caveolin-3
Biological process (GO): caveola assembly
Cellular component (GO): caveola
Molecular function (GO): molecular adaptor activity
Source: RefSeq, a predicted model, not a curated record